CUUUAUAUCUUUCCUCCUUUUUUAUUCUGUCCAAGACCUCAAGGGAUGAGGCUGUCCAUGUUCAGGGCGGGUCUUCCUUCCUCAGGGAACCUCGCUGGGUACCUCACAGAUGGGCCCAGAGGUGUGUCUCCCAGGUGAUUCCAAGUCUAGCUGACCGUGAAGAUUAGCCAGCACGAUCACACACUGGUAUCAGACAGUCACAUAUCUAGAACUUCAUUUUCAACUUUAUUUUAUCAGGAUCUAAAGAAGAACAGGACCUUGGGUUCUUCUUAGGUCCCGAGGAUCAGGCCGUGGAUGACAAAGGGCCAGUGACCAGCAUCCUCCCAUCUCAGGCAAAUAGUUCUUGGGUGAUCAACCAUCUUCUUCUAGGGAAAAGAUGAAAAUUACAAACAGAGCAGCCAAGAAUGCAGUCAUCCACAUGCCUGGCCAUGCGGGAGGAAAAAUAUCUCCUGUCCCCUACGAAGACAUUAAGACAAAGCUCCACUCUCCAUGCAGGACUCACAUCCGAGUCCACAAAAAGAACAUGCCAAGGACCAAGAGCCAUCUGGGCUGUGGAGACACAGUAGGGCUAAUAGAAGAACAGAAUGAAGGCUGUAAGGCCAGCAGCUUGGGGGCAGCUGAGGAGUUUCCCUCCAGUUGUGCAGUAACAGCUCAGAGUGAGGGCAGCAGCGGUGACAGCGCCACUCCGAGGACAAUCGAAGGGCAGUCUCCAGAGCCCGUAUUUGGGGAUGCUGACGUUGAUGUGGCUGCAGUUCAGGUGAAAUUAGAAGCCUUGGAACUUAACCAAAGGGAUGCUACGGCAGAAACUGAGUCCAAGGGGCAGCAGCAUGCCCCAGAGUUAGCCGAUGCCCCUGGAGAAAACCAGACUGCCAGCAAAUCUCUCCCGGGAAGCAACUCAAAACCCCCCAUCUUCAGCCCCUUCCCCAGUGUCAAGCCGCUGCGAAAGUCAGCCACAGCCAGGAAUUUGGGAUUAUAUGGCCCUACCGAAAGAACCCCAACCAUGCACUUCCCUCAGAUGAGCAGGGGCUUCAGCAAGUCAGGCAUGGGGAGCAGCAGCACCAAGAAGCGAUGACGCCUCCUAGUGGUUGGCUCAGCGGCUAGACUCACGAGGCGAGGCAUGGCGGCCAAAGCAAGCUAGCCAGGCCCUUCCUGUUUCAUUUGUCCAAUAAAAAACGAGCUGAGAGGUUUAGAGCUGAGCACCAACAGUCUAUCCAAACGGGAACCGGAAGCUCCGUGGUGGGAACCAGAUGGGACCUUUCCCCACCUUCUGGGUAACUGGUCAAGUGGAUUCUUGUGACUAAAUAAAUCUAGUGCUUCUCAAGUA
Molecule: messenger RNA, 1324 nt
Organism: Rattus rattus (black rat)
Lineage: Eukaryota; Metazoa; Chordata; Mammalia; Rodentia; Muridae
Product: TBC1 domain family member 30-like
Exons: 2
Coding region: 377-1072 (231 amino acids)
Source: RefSeq, a predicted model, not a curated record